Messenger RNA from Paramormyrops kingsleyae, 2986 nucleotides. RefSeq names its product target of Nesh-SH3-like. Gene Ontology annotation, molecular function: protein binding. The record is from RefSeq and is a predicted model, not a curated record. NCBI's taxonomy places the organism in Eukaryota, Metazoa, Chordata, Actinopteri, Osteoglossiformes, Mormyridae. Gene Ontology annotation, biological process: extracellular matrix organization; positive regulation of cell-substrate adhesion.
UAUAGAUGCUGGCCGGACCUGCUCCCUGUAUCAGUCAGCAGCUUUACGUGCUGAGGUUAAGUCCUAAGCAAGCUACUACCUUAGUGAAGUCAUCCAUUAUUGUGCUAAGACAUUAAGACAGGCAUGAUGAUCCUUAGAAUGACCAUCCUGCUGCUGGUUGGGAUUGUAUUCAUCAGCUACAGCUUGUCACAGAGAAUUAGAGCAGAAAGUAAGCAGAAUCUGAGGGUUCGCAUCAAUGUCACCGAAGACACCAUCGUCCUGAGGUUCAUCCACCCGAACCCCGAUGUCAAACUGGAGGGCUACGUCCUGGGCUUUGGCAGCAACAUGUUCUCCAAGCACUACAUCCAACUGCCCGAAAAUGGGGAGCUCUAUGAGGCAGAGAUGGAUGCAGAGCCUAAGUACCUGGUCGCAGUACAGCCUGCUCCACCCUACGACGUAAAGAAACACUGUACCGGACAAGUUGACCUGGAGAGGCCUCUGCACCUGGUGAUUGGCACAGUGACACCCACCUCAGUGCUGCUGUCCUGGGGAGCCAUACUGCAUACACCCUUUCAAGGAAACAUCAUGAAUGACUGUCUGGAGGAUGGCCACUACACCGUGCGCUACAGGGAGCGCAACAAGAAGUGGAACUAUGAGAUGUGCCCCACCACCGACACCGUGGUUGAUAACCUAAAGCCCCACACGCCGUACGAAUUCGGUGUCCGCGCCAACAAGGAAGACGAAAGUGGCCAGUGGAGCAAGCCUGUCGUUCAUAGCACCGAUAUGACCGAGAAAAGCAUGCAAGAUCCCUACAUGCCAAGGACUCCAAGUGGAAACCCAGUGAAGCCAAAUCUGUCUGGACCGCAAGCAUUUUUUCCACCCAGACCAGCCAUUCAUAACAGGAACCAGACCAGACUGGCCCCCCUGCACAAGAACCCUAGGUUCCCCGGAGGUCCCAGAACAUCUUUGGGACCUGCUUUGUUCUCCGCAGUGGCUCCUGAAGACCGUCCUGGAAUCUCUCCUAUCCCAAGAUCUAUCCCUCCUCAAGGGCCACAGUUGCCACUGGGAAGUGCAAACACUGUUAUAAAUGUGUCAUCCCCAUCCAAAGACAUUCCUCCUGCCCUGCCCCAGCUCCUGUCCAUCAAACCCUUCCCUACCUCUGCCACUCUUCUCCCUUAUCACCCUUCAAACAAUGGAAGGUCUCAGGGCCGGAUCCCACCCAGGUUCCCCUACACCUCCAAGACUCACAUCCCCCUGGCUGCCGGCCAAUCAAGGAAAGGAUUCUCCCAGCCUGAGCCGGCCGCUGAGGCAGCUGACAGUAAAUACGGUGGUAAUGGUAAAACCAUCCCCAGAAAUGCGACCUCCACCGUGGCUCGAGUUCCUUCGGCUGCCAUCUUGCAAUCAAAUAGGAGCUCGGUAUUCCGGGGGAGGGGUUUCCCUUUGCCCGCCCCUAAUGGCAGGAGACAACUUGCUCCACCUAGAGCAGCUAACACUUCCCAGGCCGUGAUGAAACCAGGGGUCAACGGCGAACGCCAUAGGGGAAAUUUGUAUCCCAAACACAGAUUGCAAAAUGGGUCCCCCGCUCAGCACCCAAAAACACCCUACAAGAAGAAGCUGGACCUGACAGGGAAGCCGGGGACCAAAGACAAUGCCAAUGACAUCAAGAAACCAAGUUUAAAACCCAUCCCAAAGCCAAAAUCUACUCCCUUGCCAAAGAAACCCAUCACUGAGAAGAAGCCAAGCAUAGCUACUCCUCCUGCAGUCGAUGGUAGCCGGGACGACAUCUGGGACAACUCUUCAGUGUUUACCUCUCUCCCUGCCAAAGACGUGGACGCUAUGGGCAAGAAGCGCUACGUAGCCCCACAUGUGAAAUACUGGCCCGGCAAGAAACCAGAGGAACCCUGCUCCAUCACCAACUCCUUGAGUUACUUCCCAGAGGAGUACGGGAUGGAGCAGAAUGUCACCGGCCCCCCCAGGCUGCCUCCCUCGAACCUCACUGUGCUCACAGUGGAAGGAUGUCCCUCUUUUGUCAUACUGGACUGGGAGAAAUCAGACAAUGAGACCACAGAGUACGAAGUCAUUUCCACGACUAAAGGACCAGCUGGGAAAGAGGUCUCCAUUCUCACCACCAACAAGACGCACACCGCCGUGGAGAAUCUUAAACCAGAGAGCAGUUAUGAAUUCACGGUAAAACCCAAGAACGAACUUGGAUCGGGCCCUCCUACAGAACCUGUGUCGUUCAACACAGAGUCAGCUGACCCCCAGACAGGGAAGACCGCCAUUUGGACGGAGUAUUCAUUCAGGCCUGACAUCUACUCGGAGUGCAACGGGAAGCAGUAUGUGAAGAGGACGUGGUACCGCAAGUUUGUCGGCAUCCAACUUUGCAACUCCCUGAGAUACAAGAUAUACCUGGGUGACACUCUCUCAGGAAGGUUCUACAACAUUGGGGACCAAACGGGACAUGGUGAGGACCACUGCCAGUUUGUGGACUCCUACCUUGAUGGGAGGACAGGAAGCCAUCUUUAUGCUGAUCAGCUGCCCAUGAGAUCUGGAUAUUUCAGAGCAAUGCGACAGCAGCCAGUCUCUUUCGGCACGAUAGGUGGGAACUCACGCAUUCCUUAUGUGGCGUGGUACGAGUGCGGAAUACCAAUUCCCGGGAAAUGGUAGGAGAGAUGACCACCAUGGAUCAUGCUCGGGUGACUGCUCUGGAGAGGACACGCGCUGUAAGAUCGAGGACUACAGUGAUGGAGUCUUCCAGCACCUAUAUAUCUGCAAGAGAAAGAAAAAAAAAGUGUACAGGAUGUAAAUGUCAAGGACUAUUCUUGAGCUCAUUUGGUGAUAUGUAAUGGAAACUUAGCCUCAUUAUUUACAGAACAGCACAAGAGGUACUGCAAAAGAACUAUUUACUAACAGAUGUAAACAGAAAAAAAUAUUUGGGAAGCUGGCUCCCAGAAAUUAUUUUGAUAACUUGUAUAUAAUAGUAUUUAUCAAAAGGGUUGUAAUUAAA